Molecule: messenger RNA, 1314 nt
Organism: Parascedosporium putredinis
Lineage: Eukaryota; Fungi; Ascomycota; Sordariomycetes; Microascales; Microascaceae
Source: the annotation of a GenBank genome assembly
AUGGGGCGACAAGGGCCCCUGACCGCCCUAGCUCUGGGCAGGUCACCAUACGAUGAUGUUGUACAGGGCGAUGGCGAUGGUGGCGAGGGCGAGUCUUCGUCAACCCAGCAGUACGACGAGAAAGGACGACCGAUUAACCCGGAAACGAAACGACUGAAUCGCGAAAUUGUACGAUCGCAUAAUGAAGUGAUGCAUGUCAUUGGAGUCGCAGAACCAGAUCCCAACUCGAAUGAGAGUGAGGUGCAGUCAGCACGCCGCUACUUGUUGUACGAGCACCUCAUUGCGGAUCGCAUGGAGACGAUCGCCAACGGGCUCUCUGAUAUAGCGUACUGGACUUUUGCGGGGAUACGGCACCGCAUCAUGGUACGUCCCGCGCAGGUGUAUAAAUCGUUCUCGUCCGAGCCGUUCUGGAACCUCGCCAGAGUCUGCUGGCGUGAGGUUCCACGGCCUUUCUCGAGCCUUUUCCUAGCUGGUUUCCCGACGGAGCUUGCAUGGCAGAGCUUUGAAUUCCUACAAAUCAAGUACAUCCGGGAACGAUACCGUCCCAAUGUACUCCGAAGGAUAAUCACAUCCGACCUAGCGACCAAGAUCUACUUCAAGUUACCGCAUAUCGACGCCAUCGUAGACCCGCGAUCUCACCGGGACAUGUUACCAGGCCAAGCCGUACCCGGGGCCGAGGAGGCUGGCGCAACUCAACAGGCGCGAACCGAAGGCCUAGAGGAGGAUUCAGCAGCGCCACCAAGCGGGGUGUCGCGAAGGCCGAGUGCGUUCUCGGGACGAGGAGACGACUACGGGUCCGACGAAGAAGACAACGGGGCCAUCAGUGGCACGCUCAUCAGUUUCGACGUGGAAGCCACGGAAUCCACAGAUGCACCCCGGGCAUCUGGUCGGCCGAGCUCCGCCCCACAACGGGCAACGACGGGCGAUCUCCCAACGGGAGCCAGGCAGACUACCUCAAGAACGCGCUUACCCAGCAACCCCUCACACACGCGGCAACGCUACUGGGAGGGGCCGCGACGACGCUGCUCUAGCCCCGCUGGAAGCUAUCGCUAUGCGCAUGAUGGCACGAUCCUACGCGGUGCGCCUCGGGUUGCCGACGGGGAUAUAUGGGAGCCGUUCCUCCUGGGCACUACGAGCUGGCGGUGGGUGGCCAACUACCUAGCCGUGGACUUUGUCCAGCUCAUGCUGCAAAGCGAUAUCUGGGCCGGGGUGACGUACUUGGGCCGGUCAUACCAUCUCACGCCCGAGCAAUGGACCUCCAUGACGCCUGAACAGCAUGUGGAGCUCGUCAGGGAUAGGGAAUGGGAAGAAUAG